UGCGACCUUGAUAUUUUUGAGCUCUACCUAUAUUGGCUAAUUGGACGGACCCUCCAGUAUCUCUUCUGUGGCGGGAUAUUAAUUUGAAUGUACACUGAUGUGAUUCAUCAAAUGUUGAAGACGCAGGUGUCAAGAGCAAUGAGUGGGAGGCCUCACGGAGCAGCCAGGCGCAGAGGCCCAGCGCCCCAACGCAGAUCACCGCUGAGGGCAUCACCAGUACGGUCACCACAAAGGAGGCAAGGAUCACCAGCUGGGAGGACUCCUAGGAGGUCGCCGAGGCAAAGGCACAGGGGUCACGGUACUCCCCGUCAGAGACGGGAAGCUAGCCCCCCCCAAAGAGCGCCAGCGCCUGCCCGAUCCAGGAGGUUUCGUCCAGGCACAAAGGCCUUGAUGGAGAUACGCAAAUACCAGAAGUCGACAGACUUGCUGCUGAGGAAGCUGCCCUUCAGCUUGUUGGUUCGUGAGGUAGCAUCUCGAUUUACCCGUGGACUUAACUUCAGAUGGCAAGCACAAGCUUUGUUAGCGCUGCAGGAGGUAAGAACUGAGGUGGAGAGCCCGUAG
Molecule: messenger RNA, 561 nt
Organism: Amblyraja radiata (thorny skate)
Lineage: Eukaryota; Metazoa; Chordata; Chondrichthyes; Rajiformes; Rajidae
Product: histone H3-like centromeric protein A
Exons: 4
Coding region: 88-561 (157 amino acids)
Cellular component (GO): nucleosome
Molecular function (GO): DNA binding; protein heterodimerization activity; structural constituent of chromatin
Source: RefSeq, a predicted model, not a curated record